AUGCCGCCACAGACGCUCUCUGACUGUCUUGCCCGAGUCCCGUCCAGUGGCGGCCAGUCAGUCUGGGAAUCGGCAGGGAGAGAGGAGCGUGUAGCCCCGCUGGAGCACUUGGCCGAUGCUGUCGCGCCCAUGCCGUCACACGCUCACUGUUCGCUCCGGGGCGACGCGAUAGCGGCCCACGAACUAUGGUCUGGUGGUUUCGGGUCUCGCUGCAAAGUCGGCGAUUCAUUCGCGGCGCCCCCGACUUCUGUGAAUCCCUUCCGCCCCACCAUGACCCGUUCUGGGGCCUCCGACGUGACAGCAUCAACUACUGUCUCUUCCAGAGCGAGUCAGGCUUCUUCCUUUGAAUGGUGCCCGUCUUCCACUGCGUGCGAGCCGGCGUCAGCAUGUCCUACCCAAGAUGAGGAAAUCAAUUCAACACUUUCCCCUUCGCCAUCGCCCUGCAACCUCCUUCAGUUCGACUUGAGUUCUUCAGCUACGGCUUUUACGUGUCGAGAGUCGUCCCUCCCAGUGGGAGCAUCUCAGCCUCCCGGCCUUACCGCCAACGCGCUGCCCCCGGCUCUCGUUAAGCGAGCAGCGGCGGCGAAACAGAAGGCAACUCCAGAGCCUUUGAAGUCAACGCUUCCACAUGUUUCUCAGAUCGACGGCGUUUCCUAUACUGCUCCGUUUGAGUGCACUUCCUCAAUAGGCGCGACGAAUGCGGUGUCGGCCGCGGCGGCCGCUGUCUCUCCCGUCUCCGACGAAGAGCAUGACCUCCAUCUCGUGCCUCUAUCGCCUUCGUGCCAAACCCAGGGGCAUCUGCAGGUGCACCGAAGCUACGCGACUCCUUGCCUUCCGUCGACAUCACGCAUGGGCGAGUUCGGCAGCCCCGGCUUCCCUCAGGAGAAAACUGACCCGGGAGUCCCCUGGGGACUCGAGAGAUACUGCUAUCCUGAGCUGUGUACACCCACCGUGGCAGGGUCCGAGGAGCCCCUCCAUUUCGCUUCAUGUCAUCCGGAGUCCUUUGGCCUGUUGCAAGGCAGCAGUCGCUGCAUCGACGCGUUCUGCUGCGGCGCAUGCUCGACGGAUGCCGUGGAUCAGUGUGCCGGUCUAUGCGGCGGAGCAAGUCAGAGGCGACCAGCUGUCAGGCGCGAAGCGGGUCAGGUUCCACUAACGCAUUCGGCCGACUCGAGCAUUAGUCGAGACUUCCAUCGACUUCCUGGAUUCAAGACUGCUGGCGCGCCCGAGAGAGAUCCUUCGUUGUUUCCUGGAGCGCCACGCGGGGGGAAAGACUUGCCGGUGGACGACGGUGGGGACAGCCUGUGCAACCCGUACCAGGAAUUACAGAACUUGACAGAAGGCUCCCCGCUUCACGAGAGAGCUGGAGCCCUUUUUCCGUACCUGCGGCUAGAAACCGAAACGCCCGGAUACAGCAGCCCUUACAAAUAUCAAGCUCUCGAUUCGCCCUCAUCGUAUAAGUGGAAGACGUUGACCACGUCCCCGAGAGAGAGUCGUCUGAGCCGGUCCAUAUCGCCAUCGACGUGGGACGGACUCUCAAUUUAUCUCAGCGAAUCGGACGCAUUUUAUCAAGACAUGUCCUUACAAUCAAGUGGCGAUACUCCUAGCUCCCCGCUCGUGCGAAGGUCAGGGGUGAGCAGACUCCUCACAUCCGAUGACCCCAUCGGAGAGCCUCUGACGCCCACAGACGUCUCACCGGGUGGUCCAUCCCGUCUCUCCACAAGGUCAGAAUUGGUGCACACGGAGAGCAGUCAGCUGGCGACUCCAAAUCUCCCCCUCUGCGCGGGAAGCCCAGCUCCGCCUUCCGAGGAGUUGCGCAGUCUCGCUGACACUGACAGACCUGGGGCCGCUCUCCCGGUUCCCGUCGGCCAUCCCUCCUACCAAUUCGCCACUGUGACUCCAGAAGCAGUAUCUAGUUCAACUGCUAAGCGAGGCUUAGAGGCGAGUGCGUGGUGGGAGGAAAACUCGACCGGCCAGCAGCGACUCCCCGAGCAGUCACGAUGCCUCCCAGAAGGAACCUGCGGAGACGCUGCGGCGUCUUCCAGAAGUCAAAAGGGCAAUGGAAGCAGCUGUCCUGCAGAAAAUCCAUGUAUUUCUGGAAGCCCGGACGCAGCGGCGACACGGGAUUCAAUCAGUAGUGGAGUUCCUGGGACAGCGUCGUGCCAUUCGGCAUGUCAAGACAGUUACGUUUCUGGUGAAUGCAGUGAAGGCAAAGGCGCCGGGGACUGUAAGGCGGAAGGAGGAAUUCCGACAGCCUCGUGCAGUUCUGGCCAGGGCUUCGCGGCGAUUCCGCAGUCGGACACGACUGGAUCUGCAGAAGGAACCGCCAACGCGUGCCAUGUUGGGACGCUUGCGUCGGUCGCUCCACCGGGGACAGCUCCACAUUCGAUCUCGACGGCGUGUUCUUCACUGUCGUCAGAGAGUGGAGCAGCGGCGCCUACACCGUUUCCUGCAGUCCGGACGGAGAGGCAGGACUCGGCCGGAACCAUGUCGCCCGUUUCCUGCUCUGGUUUUUCUCCCGCUACCAUUGCCUCAUGCCAUGGAGGCAACGGCAGCAACUUAGGUCUGCCCUCGAUCCCUGCUGGCACGUCUUGUUUUUCUGCGCUCGCUCAUAGUGCAGCAUUGCCUGCGAACAAGUCCGCAGUCCCGUGUGGUGACGGCGAGUCGUAUCAGACCUUUGCCCAGGCAGCGAAUUACUCGUCUCUCGUGCGGGCAUCCCACUUGUCUUCGACCGGUGCAGCUGCGUGGAGCUUCGUUCGUGGAAUGCCGGGGAGCGUAGCCUCAAAACCGGCUGUCGCUGCUGGGCUUAUUCGCUGUGCGUCUUCUUUUGUCGCCAGUGUGCCCGUAACCCAGCAACGUACGCAGCCAGCUCCUUCAGUUCCGCCUUGUUCCCCAGAGAAUUUUGCAGUUCGCCCACAGCCUUUUGUGACGCCAAGGACGACCGGAGACGGCCAACUUCCCAGGCAGCCCGCCGUCCUGCAGCAGUCGAUGCCGCAGAUCGCCAAGGCUCCAGCAGCUGGAAAGGCAUGGGCUCCGACAGAAGUGAGCAUUCAACAAGGCGUCAGCACACCGCCCCAGUUCUGCCCGACUCGUGCGCCUCUCAACGGCGUCGGGGCAUCUUCGAAUUUGUUGGCAGCGACAGGCGCAUCACACGCUGAUUGCACGAAUUUGUCAGCAAUGAAGUACCCCUAUUUUUGUCCCCCAGCUGCUCACCUCGGUCGGCCGACAGGGGCGCCGCCGUUUGGAAAUGUCAGUUGUUUGGCAAAGGAUGAGCCUCCAACUUUCGAAGAGCAUGAGCAUGGCGAGACGCAACGCGAGACAACCUUCGACUUUGGUGGCCCGACUGCGGUCCCCAUCAGAACCCGAAAGGGAUUUCGCAAACCUCUUCCUCUGCCGCAGGAGAUGCUGGCAUGCCCUGGAGAUGUCGGAGACGCGGAACGAGGCAAUGAGCCUGUACUUCAGUACGAUGCAGCUUCUCGCGAGUGGAGGGUUUUCUGGGUUGAAGAUAGACUAGCGCGAUACAAAGUCUUCCAGGCAAAAAAAUUUGGCAAAGAGCGUGCCCAGCAACUUGCCGAGGACUGGUAUCAUAGAGCCCGAGCUGGACAUGUUUCUGUCGGCUCCAGGGGUCUCCGCGGUGUCCAAAGCCAAGGCGCUCCAAAAGCGAAGAAAAUCAAAACGGAAGCUUAG
Molecule: messenger RNA, 3684 nt
Organism: Neospora caninum
Lineage: Eukaryota; Apicomplexa; Conoidasida; Eucoccidiorida; Sarcocystidae
Exons: 3
Coding region: 1-3684 (1227 amino acids)
Source: RefSeq, a predicted model, not a curated record